Messenger RNA from Racocetra fulgida, 193 nucleotides. NCBI's taxonomy places the organism in Eukaryota, Fungi, Glomeromycota, Glomeromycetes, Diversisporales, Gigasporaceae. The record is from the annotation of a GenBank genome assembly.
CUUCAGUGCUCUUUGGAACUAUUUUAGUUAUUGGAUUAAAAUUUUAUCUGGAAUUAUUAAAUAAGAAACGUGAUUUGGCUAUAAUAGCCAACCAUAACUAUAAGUUAAGUGAUAACGAUCUGAAGCAUAAUAAAAGGGUUAGAGACAUUGCUAUGAAGUUGGUAGAAAAUGAGCCAAAGUUUGAUGAAGUUUU